CAUUUUCCAAAAAUGUAUAACGGCUUCGGAAGAUAUUCAGUGAGGGACUCUUUUCCUGUUACCGGAUAUUGCAGCAUGAAGAAGGAGCACGUCGUCAACUGUCAGUUCUCUGUUUGGUUUCCCAGAUUUAAGAAACACACCAUUAAAAGUCUGAUUCUGCCACUGCCUCAGAAUGUAAUAGAUUAUUUACUGGACGAUGGCACACUGGUAGUCUCUGGGAGUGACCAUAACACACAGCAGACACACACUAACAACAGCGACUCGGACGAAGAGGAAGACAUUCAGUGGUCAGAUGAUGAGACAACCACCACUGCCACUGCUCCUGAGUUCCCAGAGUUCACCUCUAAAGUGCUGGAGGCCAUAAACGCCCUGGGUGGGCGCGUCUUUCCUAAACUCAACUGGAGCGCUCCACGGGAUGCUAACUGGAUUGCUCUGAACAGCUCCCUGCAGUGCGACAGCCUCAGCGACAUAUUUCUGCUCUUCAAAAGUUCCGACUUCAUCACCCACGACCUCACGCAGCCAUUCCGUGUAUGCAGUGACCAGGAUUCCCCGGAUCCAGUCAUAAACUAUGAGCUGGUCCUGAGGAAGUGGAGCGAGCUGAUUCCUGGUGGAGAGUUUCGCUGCUUCGUCAAAGAAAACAAACUGAUCGCUAUCUCCCAGAGAGACUACACUCAGUAUUACCAUCACGUCUUGAAGCAGGAGGAGCAGAUUUGUCACGCCAUCCAGGAAUUCUUCAACCAGCACAUCCAGUACAACUUCCUGGACGAAGACUUUGUGUUGGAUGUCUACAGAGAUAGUCAGGGGAGAGUGUGGCUGAUUGACGUGAACCCGUUCGGAGAGGUUACAGACUCCCUGCUGUUCAGCUGGGAGGAGCUGACGUCCGGCGGGGAAAUCGCCCAGCAGCAGGAAGGCCCGGCGUUUCGCUGCACCACCAGCGAGGUGACGGUGCAGCCCAGUCCCUGUCUGAGCUACAGGAUCCCGCGGGACUUUGUCGACCUCUCCACCGGAGAAGACGCCUACAAACUCAUUGACUUCCUCAAACUGAAGAAAAGCCAACAGGAAGAUUCGGAGGAGGAGGAGGAAGAGGAAGAGAACACUCCACAGUGACACAGUUUAUCCGAAACCUUGAAGAGCGGCUUGCUGAUGUCACCAGCCCCCUCCAUAUAAUGUUCUCUGCAUGAAGUGACUCUUCACCCUCUUGUCCUGUUUGAGCUUCUUAUUCAUUUCAGCCUGUUUCCUCACACGCUCCUCUGUGAACCGGUACGCGGUGUACCCGGGGUUUCUUUGAAUAGCUCUCUCUCUCUAGUGUGUUAGUCUAAUGGAACAUGUUAAAUUAGCAGAUCAUGUUAACGGCUCUUUGAGGAUUCAUUUUCUGUCGGGUUAGCCUCUGACGCUGCUGAGCGCCGUCUUGCUGAUCGUAAUGGCUCGGUGAGACAGGAAAGGGAGGCCUCGGCAGUGUUGUUAAUUUCAGUUUAGGGGGAAUGAUUCAUUUUUUUAUGGGGGGAAAAAUUGUGUAACUGCAAGCGGAUGUAUUCACGAACACUGUAAAGAAUUCCUGCUUUUAUAUUUUAAAAUAAGUGUUUAUGUAUCUUUGUUGCUAAAUAAUGUCUCUGGAUUUAAAAUGAACUAGUCCGCACACGUUUCAUUGUACUGUAUGUGUGUUGUGAGACCUCUUUAUUAAACACUAAAGCCGUUCA
Messenger RNA from Sebastes umbrosus (honeycomb rockfish), 1697 nucleotides. RefSeq names its product cell division cycle 123 homolog (S. cerevisiae) (gene cdc123). Bases 13 to 1107 code for a protein of 364 amino acids. The transcript has 13 exons. The record is from RefSeq and is a predicted model, not a curated record. NCBI's taxonomy places the organism in Eukaryota, Metazoa, Chordata, Actinopteri, Perciformes, Sebastidae. Gene Ontology annotation, cellular component: cytoplasm.